CGUACAGUGGUAAGACUCCUAGUCCUAUAUAUCCUCUCUCUGAUUCGUAUCCAUAAAAACACCUGCCUGCCAUUGAAGAUCCACAUCAAGACCCAACAGCAAAACUGUUUUCUUUUUUUCCCCAAUGCAGUCUCACACCAAUUUAUCACACGCUUAUUCCCAAAGUUUUCUUCUGCAUAACGGCUUCAAGUCCCCCGCGGAGCUCCCAAUCUCCAACCUAGAGUGUAUUAGGAUGCAGUGCUCUAUGGAGUAUACCAGCCUGAAGGACCUGCUGCCGGAGAGAAGGACCUACUCGAGCUGGUACAGCGAGAUCCCGAUCAAGAACCCGCUGGUCAAGCACGCCGCUCUUGCUUAUCUCCAGCCCAUGUCGACGCCUAUGCGCGAGAAGGGCUUGUUCAGGAGGCUCAGGGAGCAAUGUUGCUCGUGCCAGAGCGGGUGCUUUGGGGUGUUUACUUGGCUUUGCGACGCCGUUUCGAGUAUUAAGCUUACGUCUCGGGUGGAAGUAUCAGGGGUUGAAUACAAUGCCGAGGAUGAAGAUCAUCAGCAAGACGAGAAACAUCAAAUGAGCUGAGAGAGA
Messenger RNA from Juglans microcarpa x Juglans regia, 577 nucleotides. RefSeq lists its product as uncharacterized. The transcript has a single exon. The coding region runs from base 125 to 571 and encodes 148 amino acids. The record is from RefSeq and is a predicted model, not a curated record. Lineage: Eukaryota; Viridiplantae; Streptophyta; Magnoliopsida; Fagales; Juglandaceae.